Messenger RNA from Apiotrichum porosum, 1920 nucleotides. RefSeq lists its product as uncharacterized. The record is from RefSeq and is a predicted model, not a curated record. Bases 1 to 1920 code for a protein of 639 amino acids. NCBI's taxonomy places the organism in Eukaryota, Fungi, Basidiomycota, Tremellomycetes, Trichosporonales, Trichosporonaceae. Gene Ontology annotation, cellular component: cytosol; mitochondrion. The transcript has 3 exons. Gene Ontology annotation, molecular function: heat shock protein binding.
AUGACCGCCGAGAGCUUGACGGCAGCCGCAAACGCAUACCGACAGCCUGCACCCCCGCCGCAACUACCACUCCUCCAACUGCCGGGCCGGCACCAGGACCCCUUGUUCGACGAUGGAUCCGGUGCAGGACCAUCAUGCCCGCACAGAAGGCAAUGGCCAGGACGCGGAGACCAUGCUCCUACGGCUGACACGACACUGCGUACCGCCCGUCUCUCGGAUGCCGAGCUCGACGGCAUGGUUGGCGACAUGGCCGUGCUCGUUCGCCGCGAGUAUGACUGCUGGGUCGAGGCAUGCUGGACUGAGGCCUUUCACCACGUCUUCACUCGCACCAUCCCGACAUUUCUCAUAACUCUUAUCGUAGCCGGUGCCAGCCCGUCCUUUAUGCGUCGACAGAUCGUACACGGUGGGCCGGCAUUAGACGAAAUAUUCAUGGCCGACAUGCUCGAUAACCUGUAUUCCGAGCUCGAGCGACGUCUGUCGGGCAAGCUCAUGCCGGAUGUCCGCGGCGAGAGCUCGUCGAUGGCGACAGCCGCCGCUGCCAUUGGCGCCGGUGGACUCGGUGCACAGCCGACAACAACGCCCGGUCUUCCCCGCGACGGCGUGUGUACACACGACCUCGGGCCUGCACACGGUGCGCCGGCUGACGACGACGACCACGCGGCCUGCCUGUGCCAGCUGGCCGCGUGCCCUGCCUGUCUCCACGACGCGGCUCACUCGCGCAAGGCGCCCGUGGGACUGCUUCCCUUUGAGCUGAGCGGCACGCCCGUGGCUGCUGGGUGGGCCGGUGUGGUCGAGACGGAGGAGCAGGCGCGGGACCGCGAGUUUGGUUCAUCGUCUACACGCCCAGCACGUCGGGACCCGCCAGAGACAGCUCUUCCAGUGGGCAAGGGGUUUGUUCACCACCCAAAGAAGGUGCCGACGCCUUCGCGCCCUCCCAUCUUCCCCCAUCCACAAAUGACAGACGUGCUGGCCGUGGAGGAACACUUGCGCUGGCGACUCAAAGAGCUCGGUGCCGUGGAUCCAUCGGUCGAGAGUCGGUAUGGGCCGAGCACGAACGCGCCCGCUGCGCUCGAGGGACUGGAACGCGCACUCCGUCUGGACGAGGACGACGGGAGCGAAGCGAAUGCACCGAACGGACACGGCGGCGGUGGCGGCAAGAAUGGCCGCAAGUUGGCUGUUGGUCGUAGCAAGGCCCGCUUCAACAAGGCUGUCAAGGCGCCGCCCAAACCCAAGGCAGAGAAGAAGAAGGUCUACCUCCCUGUGGAAUGGGCCGAGGCCGACCCAGCCGUGCGCAACAUGGCCAUCGUGCUCACCUUCCGCCACUUUGUCAAACUUCUCCACCAAGCCGCUGUCACCUCGUCACCCUUUUCGUACGCCGGCUACUCCAAGGACGUUGCCGCGCUCGCCUCUGUCCACCCUGUCGCCCUGUAUCGCCGCCUGACCGAGGCAACAGCAACACGCAAGGGCCGGCCGGCACGCGAGACUCGCGCCUGGAUCGAGUGUAUGGACAAGUGGACCGAGGAGCUGGGCGCGCGCGAAAAGGCCGCCGGAAACGUCCUCGUCAACUCGGGCCAGCACUUUGACGCUGUCAAGUGCUACACGCGCGCCAUCUCGCUCGACGGCAAGAAGACAGUGUACUACUCCAACCGGGCCGUCGCGCUCAACACCUUGGGCAAACACGUGGCCGCCGAGGCCGACUGCGUGCACAUUCUCAACAAGGACGCCAAGAACAGUAAAGCGUUUUACCAGCGUGCUGUCGCGCGCAGGGGACUCGAGAGGUGGCGCGAGGCCGAGACGGACUUGAAGCAUGUCCUCCGCCUCCAGCCGGGCAACGAGGCCGCCAAGACCCUCCUGGCCAAAGUCAAGGUCGAGGUGGCAAAGCUGCCCAAGCAGCGGUUGGAGGAUGUGCUCAACUUUUAG